Messenger RNA from Oreochromis niloticus (Nile tilapia), 3359 nucleotides. RefSeq names its product nuclear factor 7, brain-like. The transcript is spliced from 2 exons. Gene Ontology annotation, molecular function: zinc ion binding; protein binding. Lineage: Eukaryota; Metazoa; Chordata; Actinopteri; Cichliformes; Cichlidae. Bases 533 to 1927 code for a protein of 464 amino acids. The record is from RefSeq and is a predicted model, not a curated record.
CUGAUUCCUUUGGACAUUUUAUCUUGCUCUCUAACCUCUUAGAGACCGGGGAGUAGCCCCUUUUGCAACAAUUCCUGGUGAGUGAUUCUUGCACACAUCAGCCAACAGGUUGAUAGCUGUUUUUGCCGGUCAGCAGAUAAAAUCACCUGUGUUUGUGUCACUGCAUUACACUCCCAUUUCUACUGAACCUGAUAAAUAACACGAAAAAAACAUUAAUAUUUUAAUGUAAAACUAUUGCAACACUUCACAAUGCAUUUUCUAAGAUCUGUGAGUUUUCCUGCCCUGACACAUGAUAACAGAAAAGCCUGCGAGCUGUGCUGUGAUACACACCCAUCUUACAUGACCACGCCUCAUGACUCAUGUGAGACAAACCAGGAACCAGGAUGCUAUUGUUCCUUAGUAAACAGAGAUGCACAGACGGUCAGACCGAACUAGCAGCUUCCACUGAGAAAGUCCAGCUACAGGGAAAAAAGUGGAAAACUCCAACACUGCUGCUGACGCUCCACACACUGAAUCUUCACUCACAAACUCAAUGGCUUCCAGAUCAGAGGAGGAUCUCUGCUGUCCGGUCUGUCAGGAGGUCUUUAUGGAUCCAGUUCUUCUGUCAUGUAGCCACAGCUUCUGUAAAGACUGUCUGAAAAGAUGGUGGAGGGAGAGAGUAAAACAUGAAUGUCCAGUGUGUAAGAGGAGAUCUUCAAGGGAAGAACCAACAUUAAAUCUGGCUUUAAAGAAUCUGUGUGAGUUGUUCUUACAGGAGAGAGAUCAAACAGUGUCAAAGUCUCUCUGCAGUCUGCACUCUGAGAAACUCAAACUCUUCUGUCUGGACCAUCAGCAGCCAGUGUGUGUCGUCUGCAGAGACUCAGAAAAACACACCAACCACAGAUUCAGACCCAUCGAUGAAGCUGCACAACAACACAAGAAGGAACUUCAGGAAACUCUGGAGCCCUUAAAGAAGAAGUUAAAGAUUUGUGAAGAAGUUCAAGUGAAGUUUGAUCAAACAGCAAAACACAUUAAGGUCCAGGCCCGACACACAGAGAGGCAGAUUAAGGAGCAGUUUAAGAAGUUUCACCAGUUUCUAGCAGAGGAAGAGGAGGCCAGGCUGACUGCACUGAGGGAGGAAGAGGAGCAGAAGAGUGGGAUGAUGAAGGAGAAGAUGGAGGCUCUGAGCAGAGAGAUAGCAGCUUUUUCAGACACAGUCAGAGCCACAGAGGAGGAGCUGAGAGCUGAGGACAUCUCAUUUCUGCACAACUACAAGGCUGCAGUGGAAAGAGUUCAGCGCUGCCCCCUGCUGGAUGAUCCACAGCUGCCCUCAGGAGCUCUGAUAGACCAGGCCAAACACCUGGGCAACCUGACCUUCAACAUCUGGAACAACAUGAAGGACAUGGUCUCCUACACUCCUCUCAUUCUGGACCCAAACACUGCUCAUCCACAACUCACCCUGUCUGAUGAUCUGACCAGUGUGAGACGAGGAGAAGAGAGGCAGCAGUUUCCUGAUAAUCCAGAGAGGUUUGAUUUUUUCUGGUCUGUCCUGGGCUCUGAGGGCUUUAACUCAGGGACUCACAGCUGGGAUGUCGAGGUUGGAGACAAUACGUACUGGGGACUGGGUGUGUUAGCAGAGUCUGAUGAGAGGAAAGGAACCACACUGUCUGGAUUAUGGAGAAUAAGAUUCAAUUCCGGUGAAUACUCAGCACUGUCACCAUCAGCUCCAUCCACUGUUCUCUCAGAACAGAAGACGUUUCAGAGGAUCAGAGUGAACCUGGACUGGAACAAAGGGAAGCUGUCGUUCUCUGAUCCUGAUACUAACACACAUAUACACACCUUCACACACACUUUUACUCAUAAGAUGUUUCCUUAUAUUGGCACUCUGGAUGAAAAAUUGAAGGUGUUGCCUUUGAAAGUGUCAGUGGAGCAGAUAAGUUCAGGAUGAUUAUAUUUCUAAUGCUUGCUGUUAGUGAAUAGAACCUUUUAAACAGCAGCUGUCCUCCUGCUGCCUCGUUGUUCCAACGCUCUUUGUUUGUCUUAUUUCUCACCAUUUCAGUUUCUGCUGUCGACCCUUUCACAAUCAUUUCACUGUUUCUCAGUGACUCCCAAAACUUGAUUUGAAAUUCUACCAUGUUUCAGAUCACAGAUCGCAAAGCCAAAAACAAACAAACAAAAAACAGUCUAGAAGAAAACAUAAGUAACUUUUCUAAAAUAAAGAUCCAAAAAAUAUAAAUCUUUUAAUUUUGCCCUUAUCUUAAACAGGAGAAUGUUUUUAAGGCUUCUCAUCUCAACAGCUACCAGUUCAAUUAAUGACAUUUACAAAAUAUAUGAGACCGCAGGAGGUACUAGUUAAAUAGGAGAGCUGUAGACAUGCAGACAGCUCAUAAGGUUUAAUGUUAAUGCAAGAAACAUAUAUUUCCAUAUAUGUAAAAAUAGCACCAUAAGGUAGGCAGUUACAAGAAAAACUAUGAUCAAACAAACUGUGCUGCAUAACAGUACGCAAAAGAGUGGUGGCAGAGUACGCUACAAGCUUCCCACAGGAAUGACACAAUGCUUUCCCCUAAAUUGUAAACAUAGCUUUAAACAUGACACUCCACUGAGACUUAGCUCUCCAACAGAAGGCUAUGAAACUCGCAGCAAGCUGUCUUUUAAGAAGAUUUAAAAAUGGCCAAAUGUCACUGCUUGCACCAGGCAAUCACAUGGCUUCAGAUUCACACAAGUGAGACAUACUCUUCUUUGUCUUGGAUUUUAUUAGUGGUUGGCAAACAACAAAUUGGUGCAUUACCACCAACAACUGGUAUGGAGCGUGUACCAGAAUGUCACUUAAGCAUUAGAGCCUAUCAUACAAAUGGGUUUAUAUAAGGAAACUAAAUACUGCCUAAUUUUACUUUUUGAGUUUUUUCAAAGGAGAUCACUUAAGUCUAGUUUCAGUUUAAUUAGGUUUUGAAUUAGAUGUCUUUGUUUUUCCUCAUAAUCCUGACAGUGUAAUAUGACAUGCUGUACUGUGUCAUCAUCUCCACAGUACUCACUUUUCCCAUUACAGUGUUUCCCUGAAAUGAACAGUUUGCUAUUUAGCCCAGUGUGACCAAAUCUGAGACGUGAAGUGAUUGUUUCUUCUCUUCUCCUCCUCCCUGUACUUUUCAUUUCUCCAGUUUUCCAUUAGAUUUUAUAAAACCAUCAUCCUUGCUUUUCUUUCUCCCAUUGUUUUUGCCAUCUUUCCUUCAUUUUCUGUAUUUUUUAAAUUUCUGUUUUAGUAAAGCUGAUCCUUAAUUCCAUUAAUCUUCCCCCAGUGCCUCCUUUGCAAAAUUUUCUGCCAUUUCCUUUCCCUUGACACCGUAAUGUGCUGAAUAAAUAUAUAAUAAAGAAUAAAGUUACAU